Molecule: messenger RNA, 2089 nt
Organism: Lagopus leucura (white-tailed ptarmigan)
Lineage: Eukaryota; Metazoa; Chordata; Aves; Galliformes; Phasianidae
Gene: SUOX
Product: sulfite oxidase
Cellular component (GO): mitochondrion
Molecular function (GO): oxidoreductase activity; heme binding; molybdenum ion binding
Source: RefSeq, a predicted model, not a curated record
AUGGGGGGGGGGGGGGGGGGGGGGGAGGGGGGCUGGAGCCGUGCCCGUAUCCGGCUGCGCCCCGAUAACGCUUAUCGCCACGGCGGGCGGCGGCGCGUCCCGCCCCGGGUUCACGCGUGCGGGAUUUUGGCCCGCGGCCCCUUUAACGCUCGCCCCCAACGCCGGGGGGGGAAGGGGAGGGGGAGGGGGCGUGGCCCCAGCCGUCUGUCCCCGCCCCUUCGCCCCUCCGUUAAAGCCUUCGGCCCCGCGCAACGCCGCGGUUGCCACGCAGGUCCCGCCGCGAUGCUGCUGCUCCGCGUUGUCCCCCGGCGCAGAGUCCGUUUGCCCCUCCCGCCGCUCGCUCCGCACCGCGGCUCCUCCCGGACGGACAUCGUCCCCGGCGGUCCGGGCCCGGGGGGGGGCGGCGGCGGGCGAGUGGUCCCGGUGCUGGCGGCGCUGCUCGGCCUCGGCGCGGCGCUGAGCUAUGGAGAACGGCGGCGGAGGGCCGCUCACGCCGCCGCCGCCGCCCCGUCGUACCCCCGGUACACACGGGAGGAGGUGGGGCGGCACCGGAGCCCCGAGGAGCGCGUCUGGGUGACCCACGGCACCGACGUGUUCGACGUCACCGACUUCGUGGAGCUGCACCCGGGGGGACCCGACAAAAUCCUGCUGGCGGCCGGUGGGGCCCUGGAGCCCUUCUGGGCACUGUAUGCGGUGCACGGAGAACCGCACGUCCUGGAGCUGCUGCAGCAGUACAAGGUGGGCGAGCUCAGCCCCGACGAGGCACCGCCGGCCCCCGACGCCCAGGACCCCUUCGCCGGGGACCCCGCCCGGCACCCCGGGCUGCGGGUCAACAGCCAGAAGCCCUUCAACGCGGAACCGCCGGCCGAGCUGCUGGCCGAGCGCUUCCUGACGCCCAACGAGCUUUUCUUCACCCGCAACCACCUCCCGGUACCGGUGGUGGAGCCCAGCUCCUACCGGCUGCGGGUGGAUGGUCCCGGCGGCCGCACGCUGUCGCUGUCUCUGGACGAGCUGCGGAGCCGCUUCCCCAAACACGAAGUGACGGCGACCCUGCAGUGCGCCGGGAACCGCCGCGCCGAGAUGAGCCGCGUGCGGCCCGUCAAAGGGCUGCCGUGGGACAUCGGCGCCAUCGGCACGGCGCGGUGGGGCGGAGCGAGGCUGCGGGACGUCCUGCUGCACGCCGGCUUCCCCGAGGAGCGCCAGGGCGAGUGGCACGUCUGCUUCGAAGGCUUGGACGCCGACCCCGGGGGGGCUCCGUACGGAGCGUCCAUCCCCUACGGCCGCGCGCUCAGCCCCGCCGCUGACGUGCUGCUGGCUUACGAGAUGAACGGCGCCGAGCUGCCCCGCGACCACGGCUUCCCGCUCCGCGUCGUGGUGCCCGGCGUGGUGGGCGCGCGCAGCGUCAAAUGGCUGCGACGCGUGGCCGUGAGCCCGGCCGAGAGCCCCAGCCACUGGCAGCAGAACGACUACAAGGGCUUCUCCCCCUGCGUGGAUUGGGACACGGUGGAUUACCGCACGGCGCCCGCCAUCCAGGAGCUGCCGGUGCAAUCGGCCGUCACUCAGCCGCGGCCCGGAGCCGCGGUGCCGCCGGGGGAGCUGACGGUGAAGGGUUACGCGUGGAGCGGCGGGGGGCGCGAGGUGGUGCGCGUGGACGUGUCGCUGGACGGCGGGCGCACGUGGAACGUGGCGCGGCUGGCGGGAGAAAAGGCCCCGCUGGGCCGGGCGUGGGCAUGGGCGCUGUGGGAGCUGACGGUGCCGGUGGCGGCGGGGACGGAGCUGGAGAUCGUCUGCAAAGCGGUGGACAGCAGCUACAACGUGCAGCCCGACAGCGUGGCGCCCAUCUGGAACCUGCGCGGGGUGCUGAGCACCGCGUGGCACCGCGUCCGUGUGUCUGUGCAGGACUGACGGCCGCCCCCACGGCUCUGUCGCCCCGCGGCAAUGUCAUCCCGCAGCAUUGUCACCCCCACGGCUCUGUCGCCCCGUGGCCCGCCCUGGAUGCGGCCGUGCCGCUGCUGGCACGAAGGUCGCUGCUUUACGGCCCCUGAAAGUGAGAGGUGUGAAUGCGGCUCCAUAAAGAUUGCGCAGCUUU